Ailuropoda melanoleuca (giant panda) is the source of this 3754-nucleotide messenger RNA. RefSeq names its product SUMO interacting motifs containing 1 (gene SIMC1). Bases 1 to 2679 code for a protein of 892 amino acids. The transcript is spliced from 10 exons. The record is from RefSeq and is a predicted model, not a curated record. Gene Ontology annotation, molecular function: SUMO polymer binding. NCBI's taxonomy places the organism in Eukaryota, Metazoa, Chordata, Mammalia, Carnivora, Ursidae.
AUGGAGGACUUCAUUGACUUAACUAGAGAAACCAGACCAAGGGCAAAGGAUCGCAGUGGACUCUGUGUGAUUGACCUGACAAGAACUGAGGAAGAAAAUAGACCUAUUGCCACUCUUGACUUGACUCUAGAACCUGUUGCUCCUUCCCAGAAAGAGCCAACCAGUCUUCAGACAUGUGCCAGUCUCUCCAGCAAAGAGGUGAUGGAAGGGCGGGCCGACAGAAGCUCUUGGCCUGCAGCACGGAGAAUCAUUAACAGCGAUCCUGUGGAUUUGGACCUUUUGGAAGAAACCACAUUUGAAGGUCCGCAACCCCCUACAUCCAUCAGCGGGGACUCUGUUUAUCCAGCAGAGCCAAAUUGUAGCUCAACUACAUUCAAAGGUGACCUUGGCUUCUUGGCAAGCCUACAACUAUCUUCUGAUAUUCACUCCCUCUCCCCAACAAGCAAUAAUGGUAGCAGCAGCAAUCAGAGGGCACCCUUGCCAUGCCCACAGCAAGAUGUGCCUUGCCCACCACAAGCCUUGCCAUGCCCACUGCGAACCUUGCCAUGCCCACUGCGAGCCUCACCAUGUCCACCACGAGCCUCCUCAUGCCCACCACGAGCCUUGUCAUGCCCAUCACAAACCGUGCAGUGCCAAGCACAAGCUUUACCUCACCUGCCUCAAGAAGUUCCAUACCCUCCUCAAGAUAUGCCAUGCCCUCAGCAGAAUGUGCCAAGCCCUCCACCAGAUUCAUCAGGGCAACCUCAGCUCUCACCCAGCCCACCUCAAGACUCACUGUGCCCACCUCAAGACUCUCUGGGCCUAUGUCAAGAUGUACCAGGCCCACCUCAAAACAUAUCCUAUCCACAGGAUGUGGCACACUUACAAGAUAUGCUACAGUCAUCAGGAGAUGUGCCACAGUCACCAAGACACAUGCCCCAGUCACCAGCAGACAUGCCACAGUCACCAGGAAAUGCACCACAGUCACCGGAAAGUGUGCCACAUUCCCCUGGAGAAGUCCCAGACUUCCCAGGAGAUGGGCUCCAUUCACCUGGAGCCAUGCCAUGCUUGCCAGGAGACAUGACACACUCACUUGGAGACUUGCCUCACUUACCACGAGACAGGCCUUACUCCCUCCAAAAUGAUACACAGAACCAUGACACUCCUAUGGAAGUCUCAGCUCCAUCCUCGCCAAGGUUCUCUCCCAGCCCACAGUCUCCACAGUCUGAAACUUCCUUAGAGAAAGUUCCUUGGCUUUCUGUCACAGAAACUCCAGCCAGAAAAGAGAGAUCACUGUCAGAGCCUGCUAACCCCGGGUCUGCCCAGGUACAAGCACAAACACCACAAGGUGGGUUAUACAACAGACCAUGCCUGCAUAGACUGAAGUACUUCUUACGACCUCCAGUGCAUCACCUCUUCUUCCAGACGCUAAUACCAGAUAAAGACACAAGAGAGAGUAAGGGUCAAAAAUUAGAACCCAUUCCUCAUCGAAGACUAAGAAUGGUAACAAACACCAUUGAAGAAAAUUUUCCCCUGGGGACUGUGCAGUUUUUGAUGGACUUUGUGUCACCCCAGCAUUACCCACCCAGAGAAAUUGUGGGUCACAUCAUCCAGAAAAUCCUGCUCAGUGGCUCUGAGACCGUGGAUGUCCUGAAGGAGGCCUAUAUGCUUCUCAUGAAAAUUCAACAGCUACAUCCAGCUAAUGCCAAGACAGUGGAGUGGGACUGGAAGCUGCUCACUUAUGUCAUGGAGGAAGAGGGACAGAAUCUGCCUGGGCGAGUCCUUUUUGUGCGUUAUGUGGUACAGACCCUGGAAGAUGACUUCCAGCAGAUCCUGAGGAGGCAGCGACAGCACCUGCAGCAGUCCAUCGCAAGCACCGUGCUGUCCUGCGACAAGCAGCCCCACAAUGUCAGGGAUGUCAUCAAGUGGUUGGUCAAAGUAGUAACUGAAGACGGAUUAACUCAGCCCCCAAAUGGGAAUCAAACCUCUUCAGGAACAGGAAUCUUGAAGGCCAGCAGUAGCCAUCCUUCUCCCCAGCCCAACCUGACAAAGAACACCAGUCAGCUGAUUGUAUGUCAGCUGCAAAGGAUGCUGUCCAUAGCCGUAGAAGUAGACAGGACCCCCACGUGCAGCUCCAAUAAAAUUGCCGAGAUGAUGUUUGGGUUUGUGCUGGACAUUCCUGAGAGGAGUCAGAGGGAGAUGUUCUUUACUACCAUGGAAAGCCACCUUUUGCGCUGCAAAGUGUUAGAAAUCAUAUUCCUCCACAGCUGCGAGACGCCCACCCGCCUGCCCUUGUCUCUGGCCCAGGCCCUCUACUUUCUGAACAAUUCCACAUCACUGCUCAAGUGUCAGUCGGAUAAAACCCAGUGGCAGAUGUGGGACGAACUGGUUGAGCACCUGCAGUUCCUGUUAUCCAGUUAUCAGCACGUGCUGAGAGAGCACUUACGGAGCUCAGUGAUUGACCGGAAAGACUUAAUCAUCCAAAGGAUUAAGCCCAAGCCCCAGCACGGGGACGACAUCACUGCAGUGGACGUGGAGAGGCAGAUCGAGGCCUUCCGCAGGCGCCUGACCCAGAUGCUGGGGGAGCCGCUGGCGCCCCAGCUCCAAGACAAGGUGCACUUGUUGAAGCUCCUGCUCUUCUAUGCCGCGGACUUGAACCCCGACGCCGAGCCUUCUCCCGAGAACCGGAGCGGCCCCUGAGGUCCUUGCAAGCACUGAACACCACGAGUACCUCCUGAACUCUGUCUCCAGCUACUUGGAAGUGCUGAAAGUAUCUGAAGUAGUUAAAAAUCGUACAGGACCAAACCUACCUUAUUGAUCUGUAGGUUAUAAUGACUUUCUAACUCUUUAGUAAAUAUCUCUUUUUGAUAUUCUAUCCUAGCCUGUUCUCCAAUAUGGCUUAAAUAUACAAGGUGUAUAUAUUUUUUAAUAAAUUAUUUAUCUAUACUUUUUUUGGAACAGGUAAUACUAUAUGCACUAUAUGUUUAACAUUUCCAUUCAAUAUGUGAAAAAAGAAGCCCUCUGCUGAACAAAUCUGGACAUCAGUGUAUGUCAUUCAAGGUACUGACAACCUGUUUCAGAAGAGAAAGAUAUACUCAUUUCUCCCUGAUGGAACACAAACACCCUAUAUUACAGCUGUUAUAUUGCCCAUGAAUUGGACUUUGUGGCCAGUCUGUUAAGAUCUACUGUAAUGGGGGUGGGGGGUAGAAACAAAAGGAUUGAGUGUUACAAAUAAUUUGAUGUUAAAAGGAUACAAUAAAAAGGCAAUGGAUUUUCAAAAUACCAAGUUUACCAUGUUUAGGUUCUAUGACCGUGAGUAGGCAGAAUGUAAGAACCAAAAAAAAAAAAAAAAAAAGCUAUCCACAUUUGAGAAAGCAGUUUAAGAAGUUUGUUUAUUGUCAAAACAAAUAAGAGAUACGAGCAUAACAGAAGACACAAAUAAAUUAAUUAUUGUGAUCAUCGUAGACUCCAGGGCUUCUCUAUGGAAAGGUCAGCUCAGCUCCUAGUGUAGACAUGAAUAGUAUCCAGAACAAAACCAGUGGGAAUUCGAGACAGUGUUUAAGACGAUGACUGAACACAUACAUGGUGAGGAGAAAUAAAGUGGCUCCCUUAGUUCCUUUCCUCAGUAACGUAUAUAUUUAUAAAAGUAUGCAGCUCUUUCUGGGGGACAACCAUUUCAUAUAGAAAAAUUUAAAAUUUUUCCACUUCCCAGAAAAAGAAAAAAAAGUUUUAUGCCUGGCCUGAACAAGAAAAUCAAAAUAGGAAAAAAAAAAAA